UCUUUCGUGUUUGUGUGCUGGGGGGAUGGGGUCGUGUCGAGGAUGAGAGGCUCCAAAUAUUUAUCUCUUGGCUAACUGGGUAUAUAUUUGGACGCACAAACCGUUUCAGCUUCGUAUGAGGCUCGGCGGAGUUUGUCCUCUGUAAAGUGGAGUCCACGAUUCGCUUAAGAAAGUCGACAAAAUGUAUUCUGCAGGAGCUGCAGAGGUUGUGGAAGGACCCCGUUCCUCUGGGUCAACAAGCUCUGAUCCGCCAUCUUCCCCGUUGCCAGAAUAUGUGUUCAAGCCACCUCCGAGGCCGGAUUUUGGCACCAUGGGCAGGGCAAUCAAGCUCCAGGCCAACUUUUUUGAAAUGGAAAUUCCCAAACUGGAGGUCUAUCACUAUGAUGUUGACAUUAAGCCAGAGAAAUGCCCCAGGAGGGUUAACCGUGAAAUUGUGGAGCACAUGGUCCAGUAUUUUAAAACUCAGGUCUUUGGUGAUCGAAAGCCAGUGUAUGAUGGAAGAAGGAACCUCUACUCUGCCAUGCCUUUGCCCAUAAACCAAGACAAAGUGGAGCUUGAAGUGACAAUUCCAGGUGAAGGCAAAGACCGCAGUUUCAAAGUGUGCAUCAAAUGGGUGUCUUGUGUGAGUCUACAAACUCUGCAUGAGGCGCUAUCAGGGCGGCUACCAAGCGUUCCCUUUGAAACUAUUCAAGCUUUGGAUGUGGUCAUGAGGCAUUUACCUUCUUUGAGGUAUACCCCAGUGGGGCGCUCCUUCUUUACUCCCUCAGAGGGAUGCUCCAACCCUCUCGGUGGUGGCAGAGAGGUGUGGUUUGGUUUCCAUCAGUCCGUCAGGCCUUCUCUCUGGAAAAUGAUGCUCAACAUUGAUGUUUCAGCCACUGCUUUCUACAAGGCUCAGCCUAUAAUUGAGUUCAUGUGUGAAGUUCUGGAUUUUAAAAGCAUCGAGGAGCAGCAGAAGCCUUUAACAGAUUCUCAGCGAGUGAAAUUUACUAAAGAAAUCAAAGGCCUCAAAGUUGAGAUAACACACUGUGGGCAAAUGAAGAGAAAGUACAGAGUUUGCAACGUGACCAGAAGACCAGCCAGCCACCAGACGUUUCCCUUGCAACAUGAGAAUGGCCAAACUGUUGAAUGCACAGUAGCACAGUACUUCAAAGACAAGUACAAACUCAUCCUGCGAUACCCUCACCUCCCAUGUUUACAGGUAGGACAGGAGCAAAAGCAUACCUACCUACCUCUAGAGGUGUGUAACAUAGUGGCAGGACAGCGCUGCAUCAAAAAGCUGACCGACAAUCAAACCUCCACAAUGAUCCGUGCCACUGCCAGAUCAGCGCCAGACCGGCAGGAUGAAAUUAGUAAACUGAUGAGAAGUGCCAACUUCAACACCGACCCUUAUGUACGUGAAUUUGGAGUAAUGGUGAGGGAUGAAAUGACAGAAGUGAACGGCCGCGUCUUGCAAGCACCUUCAAUACUUUAUGGUGGCCGGAGCAAAGCAAUAGCAACACCGAUCCAGGGAGUGUGGGACAUGAGGAACAAGCAGUUCCACACUGGCAUUGAGAUCAAAGUCUGGGCCAUCGCCUGCUUCGCACCGCAGAGACAGUGCACUGAACUUCUGCUCAAAGCUUUCACAGACCAGCUGAGGAAGAUCUCCCGAGAUGCAGGGAUGCCCAUUCAGGGUCAGCCUUGUUUCUGCAAGUAUGCCCAGGGGGCAGACAGCGUCGAGCCAAUGUUCAGGCACCUCAAGUAUAGCUUCCAAGGCCUGCAGCUGGUGGUGGUCAUCCUCCCUGGAAAAACACCGGUUUAUGCUGAGGUGAAGCGUGUUGGAGACACUGUACUUGGAUUGGCCACACAAUGUGUCCAGGUGAAGAAUGUCCAAAAGACAACACCUCAAACCCUCUCCAACCUCUGUCUGAAGAUCAAUGUCAAGCUGGGUGGUGUCAACAACAUCCUGCUCCCGCAGGGCAGGCCGUUGGUGUUCCAGCAGCCAGUGAUCUUCCUUGGUUCAGAUGUGACUCAUCCACCAGCAGGAGACGGAAAGAAACCUUCCAUUGCUGCCGUGGUUGGUAGCAUGGAUGCCCACCCCAGCCGAUACUGUGCCACAGUGCGGGUGCAGCAGCACCGACAGGAUAUCAUCCAGGACCUGGCCAACAUGGUGCGGGAACUGCUCAUUCAGUUCUACAAGUCCACUCGCUUCAAGCCCACCAGAAUCAUUUACUAUCGAGAUGGCAUUUCUGAAGGCCAGUUUAACCAGGUCCUUCAGCAUGAGCUGCUGGCAAUCCGUGAGGCUUGCAUCAAACUAGAGAAGGAUUACCAACCUGGCAUUACCUUUGUGGUUGUACAGAAGAGACACCACACAAGGCUGUUCUGUGUGGACAGGAACGAAAGGGUCGGAAAGAGUGGCAACAUUCCUGCGGGGACCACAGUGGACACCAAAAUCACCCACCCAUCAGAGUUUGACUUCUAUCUUUGCAGUCAUGCAGGCAUUCAGGGAACUAGCAGACCGUCUCACUACCAUGUGCUCUGGGAUGACAACCACUUCUCAUCAGAUGAACUGCAGGUCCUCACCUACCAGCUUUGUCAUACCUAUGUGCGCUGCACCCGGUCAGUUUCCAUUCCAGCUCCAGCCUACUACGCCCAUCUAGUGGCUUUCCGGGCUCGCUAUCACUUGGUAGACAAAGAGCACGACAGUGCUGAGGGCAGUCAUACGUCAGGGCAGAGCAACGGGCGGGACCCCCAGGUGUUGGCCAAGGCUGUUCAGAUCCACCAGGACACCCUGCGAACCAUGUACUUUGCUUGAGAGCACAGAGCCCUGAUUGGUGUGGGUAAAACCCCACUAAUGAAACAAACGACCCCCUUCACCUAUCUGUGAGCUGCAAAUACCAUCAAAGGGCUUCACACCGUCUUUUCCCAGGCUGGCAAACCGGUCACAUGCUCAUACGUCUACAGUUGAGCUUCUCCUCCUAAACACACCUAAAUUAAGCCAUCUGCUAGAGAAAAGGGCAAAUAUAGCUGGAAAAUUGAUCAAGAUGCAUUUAAUCCUUUUUAAAAAAAAGCUGUAUUAAAAAAAUACCCUUUUUUUUCCAAGGUUUGAAAAAGAAAACGAUAAAAUAAAAGAAAGUGGGCUGUUACAUUAUGCACCAGAUUUUUUUCUGUAAUCUGGAAAAAGUUUCCUUCUGGUUCUCGUUUUUGCUUGAUUGGAUCCCGGUGCUUAAACAGAGAAUCAAAAGAUUUGGGAGCUCACUUUCUGUUUAUAUGCCUAAACAACUUCAACCAAACCUUAGCUAAUCAAGAAAGGUGCAUUGACCUGGAUGGGUACUUCAAGAAGUACAACAGUACUUCAUAUAUUGUGAAAUAUUUUCAUUUUUUUUUUUCCUUCAACAUAGGUCAUUAUUUGGUUUAAAAAGUGCCAUUUGGGAGUUUUUUUUGUUUUGUUUUUUUGGUGAAUUAGUUUAGCCCAUGGUUGGGGGUUUCUGCAUUUUUCUUCAGAUUCAGAUCAAAUUAUUUUAUGCCAAAUCUGGUGACGGUGAAAAAGACAGUUUUCAUCUGAUUUGUUCAUUGUUUGGAUUAUCUACUGAUGGGGGCUUUCGGUACAGCGGAGUUUUUACAUUUGAGCUGAUUUUAAAAUAUUUUACAAGAACCUCUUUAGUGUAGAGGAUGCUUCAAGAACCGUAAGCGGUCAUCGCACAAAGGCAUGGAGUAUGGGGGGUCUUUUUACUAAGCAAAAAUCUUCCUAACAAGGUAUAUUUUAAAUAAGCUUUCAGUAGAAACUGCUGAAAAAGUUUUUUUGGUUCAUUUUUUAAAUAAGACCGGCCCACAUUUUGUCUAAAUUAUCUCUAUUUGUAUACACAUUUUAAAUGCAAUUAUCUUGCCUUCUAAGACUCACAAUUUUACUAAUGGUAUUAAUACGUAAUAAGAUCCUACGCUCGUGAAUGUUUGUCUUGAUUGAAGGCAAGUAGGGUAGAUUUUCUAACUAUGCAUCCUUUUUAGCAUUGAGAUUUAGGCGUUAGAGGGGAUCCCACAUGAAAUUGGAUCGUGUCUAGAGGUAGACAAUCGGAUUUUUGUGUCCUCUUUUACUUUUAAGUGUUUUGCGUUUAGUACCGUUUCUUAGUGCUUCUGAGCAUCUUCAUGCGUUUGUAAUAGGAUAAAGUGGUCAUUUGUGACAUUGUAGAUUUUACAGCCUAAAAAUGAGUGUAUCCUUUAUAACAUCCAAUCUUUCAUGGCCAAACAAGAUUACAGAUUUUUACAUGAUUAUUAUUCAAAAGAUAUAAAAGCACAAAAAGGCAUUUUUGACUCAUGGUGCUAGAUGUUUUCACUGUAAAUUACCUUAAGUCCUCAAUGAUAGAUACUUUGUUAUUUUUAUGAUCCUUCCUCUCAUUUUAACUACAAGAUCCCCUCUUUAUUUCUUUUUUUUUUAACUCAACACCCGUAAAGAAACUAGAGAUCCGACUGACUGUGUUUGUGGGGCAUUUUGGGGGAGAAAAAAAAAGAAAUCCCAUACUUGAUAUUUACUGUUCUGAUGUCAAUAUUGUUCUUAUCGGUGCUGGUCUCACAACAUGUAAAUUUGGAUGCACUUUUGAUAGCAGAAUUAUGGGUAUGACUUCUGAUGUGUUUUUUUUUUUUUUUUUUUUUUUUUUUCCCAUUUAAUCAGAACCGAAGGCUCGGCCAUAUUGUUCGACACUGGUGUAAUUGCAUGGAAAUGGUCGUGUGUUCUACCUCUUGUUACCUGUUGAUGUGUUAUGGUAACAUCACACCGCUGGCCAUUUCUGUAUAAUUACCCUCAGCUUGGUUUGUGACAUGUUGACUUUAGAGGCUUGGUGAGCAUGAUGGUGGAUUCUUUGUAUUUUUUUGCGUUUUAGGUAUUGUAGUUGCCUGAUUUUUAUAUUUAGUUUUUUGCAAACCGAAGAGACAAAACAUGUUUGCGUUUAAAUACUAUGACCAAAUGCUUCUAGUGUGUUUUGUACACAACUCUCCCUCUUUUUGCUCCUUUUUCUAUGCACCACUAAAAUGACACUUUGAUCUAACCCAUGGCUCUCUGCUCAAGCUGUGUAACAAAGCAAAACUUCUUCUUCAUCAAGACAAAGUCAAUGUAUCUCAGUGGUGCUAUCAUUAAGAAGUUUCUAAGAUAAUUAGGAAAGUAGAGAUGCCCCGAUUUCUGAACACCGGUUUUAGUACAGCUUGGACCUGCCAAUGUGGAUUUUAGCCAGUUAUGCUCUCUAUAGCUAUAAUAUUUUAAAAAAUAUAUUUUUUUAGGAGCCUGUAUGAAAUAUCUCUGUAGAGAAUAGUUUCGUUUUUUUAAAUAACAUCUUAUACAGCUCUUCUAGUUGUCUUUUUGUAACUUAGAGUUUUCUUCCCGUGGUAACAAUUUCCACACCGAAAAGUGUUGCUAGGACGCCCUGUUGAUGCUUAAGGAAGCUCCGAUUCCCACCAGUCACUGACUCCGGUCACCCCGGUAGAAAAGUGACGUGUAGCGUCUGGUUAAGUAUCGGUAAAUUCGUUCUGAAACGAUGGGACGGGAAGCAUCAGACGGAGUGAAGUGCACUGCUGAGUUUAAUUGACUUUGUCUUUGUGUGGAUGCAGGCCUUUGUGAUAUUUCAACACAUUUAAUUGUCCACUUCUCAGACGCUGUCGUUACUACGUAUUUGUAAAUUUGUUCCCUUAAUUUGAUUUCCUUCAUGGAAAGUGGAAGAUGGAGGCUUCAAUAAUUGUAACAAAUAGACUCUAGAAAAAACAGUAACUUGAAAACAUUUAAGUGCUCGUUACGGAGAUAGCUUUCAGAUUUGUUGUUACUGCUUGUUUUUUGUGUGAGUUUUACGUUCCCUACACCAGCACCUUAUAAAACCAGAUCAAAAUGGCAUUGCUUUUGCUUGAUAUAAAAAAAAACCUCCAAAACGUACAUUUGCACUAAAUAAACAAAAAUAAUUUUGUAGCUACUCAUGCAUUAACAGCACAAACCUGCAGCCACUUGUUCUUUAAUUAGUGUUUUCUUCCUAUGCCAUACUUGCUGUUCAGAGGGAGCAUUCCAUCUAGCCAAUCACAAUUGAGAUAUUCAUUUUUUUCAAAAAUAACCUAAAGCCUUUAAACAACAUUAAUAAGAGCGACAUUUCGGGUUGAGUGGGUGGCCUUUUGUAUAGAAUUGUUGUGCAUAGAUGUGUUUUCUAUAAACCAAACAAAGGUUUUUAACAGAGCUGAUAAACUGGGAGUGGGAAAAUUGUGAGCCAGCUUGUAGGAUGCCAAAGCGCUACAUGUCCUGUUAGGUAAACGGUGUGCUACAACCCUUCCCAAGUAAGACCAAAAACAAACAAUGAAGCAAAGCUCAGAGGAGUUUUUGUCACUUCAAUUUUUCCAUCUUCUUCUUUUUUUUUUAUUGAGUUCGAUCCAGGAUGUUUACAGCAGUGACAAGUUUUCCUGAUCUGGAUGAAUGUGGCGUUAUGUUGUAGAUCUCGGGGUACCUGUGGUGGUAACCCUGAGCACCUUACGGAAGACUUUAUUUCUCUUGAAUGUGUUAAAUUCACAUAUGUUAAAUUUAUUAUUUUUUAAAGGUUUUCUUGUUGGAAAUCAAAUCCUGGACCAAGCAGGUACCAGAAAUAGCCAAUAUUAACUAUAAAUACCAUAUCAAAGUAUGCAAUACAAUAGAAUAGUUAUCUGUUUUUUGUGUUUAAACUUCUAAUUCAAACUGACUGUUUUUCAGUCUAAUAUUUUACGUUUUCAUGAUUUUUGGAUUGAAACUAUUAGAUGAUUUAUUUCCAAAUCAUUCCCAUCUGCAUAGUCAUUUCUCCUCCAUCUGAGUUGCUUAUCUUUGUUGUUUAGCAAAACUGUUGCUUAUAUAAAGUUAUGUUUUUAGAGUAGAGCCUGUUUUCCACAUCUUCAGAUUGUAAUUAGUCUGUUAGGUUUGUAAUUUUGAGCUCUGCUUCUGUACAAAACAUUUUCUUUAUGAUUGCUGUGUGGCUCUGUUCUUAUGAACAGAAAAUUGUAGACUUUGUCAGCAAGGAUCUCUGAACUUUUCAUUAUCAGCUGAUUUAGAGAGCAGCAGGUGUGAAGGGAAGUUGUAUCUUCAGCUUGUGGUUUGUCUAAGGUCUGCAUCUGUUUUUUUAUUUUAUUUUUUUUUAAUUUGGGAGGAUUUCUUGUUUGUUGUAAGAUUUCCAGCUUGUGCUUUAGCUCUGGGCCUGGUAAUCCCACAUGCCCCCUGUGGACUUGUUCUGUAAUGUUUGAAUUUUUUGACAGACGCAUGUAUUUUAACCUCUUGCCAGCAUAUAGUUGUUAGCAGCUGGGCGUGUAAAGUGAUGAUCUGUUUUGCAGAGCUUCACCAGGUAUUAUUUCUGUUUGUAUAUAAACCCUCUGAAGAAUCAGUUUGUUUCUGGCAGUCAUUGUAACCAUGUCCAUCUAGUUACUUACAGCCGUGUGACAGCAAUGUACAAGAUCUUUUCUAUUACAGCAUGAACGUAUCUAGCAGCAUCACUCAAUCUUGAAAUGUUCUUCAUCUUCAUAUCAUGGUUAUUGGUCUUUUAAGAUGAAGAGCACCUUUACCUACCCUGUGUGGCAAAAGACUUUUUUUUUCCUCCCCAGUUCUGAAGAUCUCCACAAAUAUUAGAGCAAUUUCCAGUCAGUUUCUGUGUAAAAGGCCUCAAGGAUGGAUGCUGACAUGUAGGGGUGUGAUGAUGUACUCGUGUCCCAUUAGAGUAAAGUUUGUCUGGCAACGUUCUAGCUAGUUGCUGUCUCAGCAUUAUUUUGUCUCAUGAAAUAAAUGUAUUGGUUCUUGGAAGGGUGUCACAUCUGAGGUGAGGCCGUUGUAAUCAGAAAGGCAGCAGUUGUUUCCAAUGACCAGGCUACCUACUAUUGGCAAUGCGAACUCAGAUCGGAGAUAAAUACAUUACAAGCAUUCGAACAGUAAAGGUACUUGUUCAGACACAAGUUGUCCAACAUUUGCUAUCAGAACUCCUGACUUUAUGGGCCGUUCUACUUUAUUUCUUUUCCUGCCUUGGAAUUUGAAAAGUUAAAACCAUAAGAGCCUUUUAAAAGAAGUGGAGUGCUGCAUUUACAUUUUGACUUUUAGUUUGAAGUAAGAAAGGAAGUGGUUCUUAAGUUGCCUGGUUGUGUUGACAUUAUUGACUAAUUAAAACUUCUCACCGGAUUGGUUGACAACACUGAUUGCAUGCUGACAUUUUUACGAUCAAUUUGUUAGCACUCCAAGAAAUUAUCACUAAACUGCAGCUGCGUAGAAGUUCGUAGCUUCUUAUCAGCGCCAAAAGGCUACUUCUGUUCUGUUUAUUUUAAGGAAUCUCCACAUUUGAUUACCUCUAGUUUAAUAUCUAAAAUACUUAAAUCAAACAUGAACUGGACUUAUCCACACUGAAUGGAAAAGUAGUUCUACGAAACCGUCACUCUCUUUUAACUCCUUUUCUGUUCUCAGUGUUUUACAAGAUUAGGACCAGCAUAGAUUGCAAGCAUGAAAACAAAAUGAUUUUUUUACACUCAUUACUGAUUCCUUAAAACACUGUGUUUUAUGAAAAUGAGGAGUCUUGCUUUUCCCCCAUAAGGUAUUAAAAUCUUCUUUUGGUUUCCUGAACCAAUUAUUGUGUAUCGUCUCGUGAACUCUAGUAUCGUUGCACCCCUUCUAGUCAGUUUAAAGAAGUUUACAUUUUUAAUCAUCAGUGGGGUUUAGUGUGCGUCUGCCAAAUAAACAAGUAUUUGAAUGGCAAUAAGGACACGAAAUCCUCACUUCAUCCAGUUUGUGUCAUGGCAGUUAUUAAAACUCUUCAGGCAGAAAUGACCAAGCCCCAUCCACUAUGCUUUUUAGUGUAACUGCUCCUCUAAAUGACAUCUUUAGUGAGAACUGUUUGGAAAUCCUGCACACAUCCUCUCCUUCCAGGCAGUCGUUUUUAAAAAAAUAUCCCAUCUCGACAAUAACAUUUUAAAAUUCCUUUUUUUUUUUUUGGGUUGUUUUUGGAUCCACCAGCUUGUAAAGAACUACCUCAGUGCAGCGUCUGGCGCUUGCUACCAUCAUCCCGCAUGUUUAUGAGAAAGGUGGCAAAAUGAACUCACGUAGUGACCAAACCGAUACAAGCCAAUAUUGUGUGAGUGCUUUGCUGUUUUCAGAACUUUUAAUGAACGGAGUUGCCGUGCUCUGAUACAUUUUUAGGGGACCAAAUUUAUUUAUUUGUUUUGGUUUGUUUGAGUGAGUCGGAGAACCCAGCAUUAACUUUUGGAUGUCUCUGUGUGAUAUAAACCAUAAUCAUGACUGGAUCUUUCACAUGUGCCAUUGUGAUCCUGAUUUUCUUGGUGAUCAUGAGGGUCCUUUGUUUCAGCAGCAAAGUUGUUGUGAGACGCGGUUGCGGCGAUGUUUCUGUUGGCGUGUGGGUUGACGAUCGUUCGUACGUGGGCCUUUUCUGGUGUGACGGCCUGUUUGCUGCAACACGUCUUUUUUGGGGGGGAUUUCAAAUCAGUUGGAUUCCAUAUUAGUUUUUACCAGAAAGCCAAAACAUUAUGGUGUGACAUUUCUGCCUUUCUUACUAGUUGUUACACUCAGCAUCCCCCUACGUUUGCUCAUUAAAGGGAAUAAGCAUGUUUCAGCCCAACUAACAGCGUAUCAAAUCAUUCGACCAAAGGUACAUAUGAGCCAGUAGACAUCCAGCAUGCUCACUGUUGAUUUUUUUUAUUUUUUUUUUUUAUUAUGUGCCUUUUGUCGAAUCUCUCCUUCAUCUGCUCCAGCAUUAGGUUUCGAGCCCCGUCUCAUCGCAAAGGGUCGGCAAAAAAUCAGCAGUGCUGCGUAAGGCACCCUCUCCGUUUUUAAUAACCUUGCGUUUAGAUGCUGCAUAGAACGAUCAGUAUUUCUGUUUUGCACUUUUUUAAGGCAGUUUCUGGAAGAAAAAAACAAAAAAACCAUAAAAAUAAAAACGCCCGUUUUAGCUUGGGCUGUAAGUUAAACAAAUAACUGACGAGGUAUUUAUGCUAUCAAUAGGAACUAUAAGGAAUAAUGAGUUAGAAAAGCUUUUCUAAAAAGGUCGAUAUAUCUAUCUAUAUAUAUUCAUGAAGUACCUCAUAAGCCUGAUAUAUGCUGCAUUGACUCUGUUUUGUCCUCUUUAAGUGUAUUGUCCAACGCUAUAUUUUUGAAAUUUCCCCUAAUGGGAGGUUUGAAUGUCACGACGAGCUGCACACCCUGCGCCUCACCCGAUUGUUGGCCAAACCCACUUGAACUUUAUCCAAGCGUUCCUCCACUCAUGUUAACUUUCUUUUUGCCAUUUAAUGAAAAGCUAUUUUGUAGCCUAAGAGUUGAUGGUGCACCAAGCGUCUGUGUUUUAACACGAUUUGACUCAGGUAUCACCAUGGAAGGGCUGUAUCUCCUCACCCUGUCCCUAAACAACCCAACACACCCCAGCCCUUACACAUUUGUCUUAAGAUAGCCUUAGAGCUACAUGAAAGUUCCCAUUUGGCCUUAACGUGAUAGAAAUUAUGCACUACAAUAUUCCCUCCCCCCCAUCAACAUUGUUGUCAUCACCAUGUUAUCUACCUCCUGUGAAUGUAGAGCCUGUCCUGGAGAUGUAGUUGACAAGAUUUUCCUCCUUUUCUUUAAAGGAGAUGAAUAACAUAAAAAAAAUUAACCAACUGGUUUCAGGACACUCAAUUCUCCUUCAUGUCCCGCCCUUUUUUUUUAUUUUUAUUAAUUUCAUCCCAUCAGCAUUUCCAUAGCAACCAAAGUGUUUUGGCAGAGGCAGCUCUGCGAAGCUGCGUGAAUUCAGACCUCCCUUCACUUCUCUCCCUCUUUUUCUUUAAAACCACCGACAUGCCAAAAAACUGAGUUUGCUGUCCUUUCUGUUCUGGUGAGGGUUCUUCAUGUUGCUGAAUUUCAUUUGUUCACAUCCACUGCUAAGCUCCUUGUUUGUGGUGAUUUUGUAAAGAUGUAAGCUUUCUGUUUCACAUUUACUUUAUUUUAUUUUUGGGUAAUUAUGCUUGCAGAACAUAAAACAUGCUGUAAACCCUGUUAGAACAUAAUGUGAAUACGUAUCACGUAAUAUAGUUCACACUUUUGGCUUGACUGUAAGUUGCGUUAAUUAAUAAAAAACGUUUAAAAUA
This is a messenger RNA of Girardinichthys multiradiatus, 11061 nucleotides long. RefSeq names its product argonaute RISC catalytic component 2 (gene ago2). Gene Ontology annotation, cellular component: RISC complex. The record is from RefSeq and is a predicted model, not a curated record. The transcript is spliced from 20 exons. Lineage: Eukaryota; Metazoa; Chordata; Actinopteri; Cyprinodontiformes; Goodeidae. Gene Ontology annotation, biological process: regulatory ncRNA-mediated gene silencing; regulation of DNA-templated transcription. Gene Ontology annotation, molecular function: RNA binding; protein binding; endoribonuclease activity, cleaving siRNA-paired mRNA. Bases 182 to 2791 code for a protein of 869 amino acids.